Messenger RNA from Ictalurus punctatus (channel catfish), 6530 nucleotides. It is a transcript of the gene ap3d1, whose product is annotated as adaptor related protein complex 3 subunit delta 1. Gene Ontology annotation, biological process: synaptic vesicle membrane organization; synaptic vesicle budding from endosome; Golgi to vacuole transport. The record is from RefSeq and is a predicted model, not a curated record. Gene Ontology annotation, cellular component: endosome membrane; membrane coat; presynaptic endosome. Lineage: Eukaryota; Metazoa; Chordata; Actinopteri; Siluriformes; Ictaluridae. The transcript has 33 exons. Bases 248 to 4015 code for a protein of 1255 amino acids.
GCGCCAUUUUGUCAACCAUUUCCUAGACGGGUCCGCUGCCAGUCGGUGAGUUUGCAAUUACAGGAGGAGGAGAACGGACCCAGCUGGACUCGCCUUCUCAGGGCUAGGAUUAGCAGACGAUAGUGUGCUCCUGUGAGGACGGUGCUCAGGUGGAUGAAAGCCUGUCUAGCGGGCCUGUCAGCUCGGAAAACACCGCUUGGUCUCCCCGGACAGGAGCGACAGGAGGCUUGGCUUUGCAGCAGCAGCCAUGGCUUUGAAGAUCGUUAAAGGGAGCAUCGAUCGGAUGUUCGAUAAAAACCUUCAGGACUUAGUACGUGGCAUUAGGAACCACAAGGAAGAUGAGGCCAAAUACAUCUCCACAUGCAUCGACGAGAUCAAGCAGGAACUCAAACAGGACAACAUUGCUGUCAAAGCCAAUGCAGUGUGCAAGCUCACCUACUUGCAGAUGCUUGGAUAUGAUGUUAGCUGGGCUGCAUUCAACAUCGUUGAGGUGAUGAGCUCUUCCAAAUUCACCUUCAAGCGAAUUGGUUACCUGGCUGCCUCCCAGUGCUUCCAUGAAGGCACUGAUGUCAUCAUGCUGACAACCAAUCAGAUUCGCAAGGACCUCAGCAGUCCAAAUCAGUAUGACACUGGUGUGGCUCUGACUGGCCUCUCCUGCUUUGUGACCCCUGACCUGGCCCGUGACCUGGCCAACGACAUUAUGACUUUGAUGUCUCACACUAAGCCAUACAUUAGGAAGAAGGCUGUGCUUAUCAUGUAUAAAGUGUUCCUGAAGUACCCCGAGUCCCUGCGCCCUGCCUUCCCUCGUCUCAAAGAGAAACUGGAGGACCCUGAUCCAGGUGUCCAGUCAGCAGCCGUUAAUGUUAUCUGUGAGUUGGCCAGAAGAAACCCCAAGAACUACUUGUCCUUGGCCCCCCUUUUCUUUAAGUUGAUGACCUCCUCUACCAACAACUGGGUUCUCAUCAAGAUCAUCAAACUGUUUGGUGCCCUCACCCCUCUGGAGCCUCGUCUAGGGAAGAAGCUGAUUGAGCCCUUAACUAACCUCAUCCACAGUACCUCAGCCAUGUCGCUGCUAUAUGAGUGUGUAAACACAGUGAUUGCAGUGUUGAUUUCUCUGUCCUCUGGGAUGCCCAACCACAGUGCUAGCAUUCAGCUCUGUGUGCAGAAACUGCGAAUCCUGAUCGAAGACUCGGACCAGAACUUGAAAUACUUGGGUCUGCUGGCUAUGUCCAAGAUCCUUAAGACGCACCCGAAGUCUGUGCAGUCGCACAAGGACCUGAUCCUGCAGUGUCUGGAUGACAAGGACGAGUCCAUCCGACUGAGGGCUCUGGAUCUUCUCUACGGCAUGGUCUCUAAGAAGAACCUGAUGGAGAUUGUAAAGAAGCUGAUGCUGCAUGUAGAUAAGGCUGAAGGCACCACGUAUAGGGAUGAGCUGCUAACCAAGAUAAUCGACAUUUGCAGCCAGAGCAAUUACCAAUACAUCACUAACUUUGAGUGGUACAUUAGCAUUCUGGUGGAGCUAACACGGCUUGAGGGCACUCGUCAUGGUCAUCUCAUUGCCUCUCAGAUGCUGGAUGUGGCCAUCCGUGUGAAGGCCAUCAGAGCGUUUGCUGUGGCUCAGAUGGCAAUGCUGUUGGAUAACGCACAUCUGCUGACAGGCAACACACAGCGUAAUGGCAUCUGCGAAGUCCUCUAUGCUUCUGCAUGGAUCUGCGGGGAAUUCUCUGAGCACCUGGAAGACCCCAUGCAGACACUGGAGGCCAUGUUACGGCCCAAAGUGGCAACUCUGCCAGGCCACAUCCAGGCUGUCUAUGUGCAGAAUGCUGCGAAGCUGUUUUCAACAUUGCUGCAGAAACAUGAGGGGACAGAAGACACCCAGGUUGCCCAGGAGGCUGGCCAACUGCUCAUAGAGAGACUCCCUGUGUUCGUCCAGAGUGCUAACCUGGAAGUGCAGGAGAGGGCAUCAUGCAUUCUACAGCUGGUGAAAUACAUUCAGAAGCUGCAGCAGAAGGAUGUGGAAGUAGCCGAGGAAGUAUCUGCACUUUUUGCAGGAGAGCUUAACCCUGUGGCUCCUAAAGCUCAGAAGAAAGUGCCUGUGCCUGAUGGACUGGACCUGGAUGCCUGGAUCAAUGAACCUCCAUCUGAGAGCGAGUCUGAGGAUGAGAAGCCCAAGGCUUUGUUUGCUAAAGAGGAGUCCAAGCACUCUCGACCUCGCCACACUGAAGUGGACGAGAAAGAACUGGCAAGGAGAAGGGAAGUCAGGAAGCAGGAACAAGCCAACAACCCCUUCUACAUUAAGUCCUCCCCAUCCACUCAGAAGGUGUAUCAGGACACACCAGGUGUAGAGCAUAUUCCUGUGGUACAGAUUGAUCUCAGUGUGCCACUAAAAGUCCCAGGGAUGCCCAUGUCUGACCAGUACCUGAAGCUGGAGGAGGAGCGUCGGCAGAAGGAGAAAGCAGACAAGAAGAAGAAAGAGAAAAAGAAGAAGAAAGAGAAGCGCGGGAAGGGGAAGAGAGCUGACUCGGGCCCUGAGAGUGAGGAAGAUAUCACACCUGCUCACCAUGUGGACAUAGUCACCGAGGAGAUGCCAGAGAAUGCCUUACCAAGUGAUGAUGAUGACAAAGACCCCAAUGAUCCACACAAAGCCCUGGACAUUGAUUUAGACAAGCCCCUGGCAGACAGUGAGAAGCUGCCGGUGAGGACACAUCGCCCUGAUGCUGUUAAGAGCCCUGGGACAGAUGAAGACCGAGAGAGUGUCCGACUGGAGCCUAAGAAGAGGAGCAGCAAGGAGAAGAAAGAGAAGAAGAAGGACAAGGAUAAGGAUAGGAAGAAGAGCAAAGAAGAAGAGAAGAAGAAAAAGAAGAAGAAACACAAAAAUGAUGUGGAGGAAGAGCCGGUAGAGCCUCACUCAGAAAAUCCAGAGCAAUCAGAAGAGACCAGCGUGGUGGCGGCCCCACCGACCUCCACAUCUACCGAGGCCUCCGAUUUGGAUUUCUGGCUCUCUAGUGCUGCUGUUCCCCCACCUGCCAAGUGUUUUCAGGAGGCAACGGUUCCACCAUCGGCCCCAGCUCCUGAGACGAGCGUAGCUGCAGCCCCAGAUUCUGAAUCGGACGAGCCCAAAGAUGAAGAACCCGAAGAGGUGAAAAUGUCUAAACAUAAGAAGAAAAAGCAGAAGAAAGAGAAGGAAAAGGAUGAAAAGGAGAAGAAGAAGAAAAAGCGCCAUCACCAUCACCACCACCACAGUGAGGGAGACGGGAGGGACUCGGUACAAAAUGGCACCGUGGAAGAGGAGGAGCCUCUACCGCCCAUGUCAAACUACUGUCUCCUGGCUGAAAACAUGUACAUUAAAAUGGUGUACGAUAUUCAGGGAAAUUUGCAAGAUGGCAGUCAGGUCAUGGUGUCUGUCAUUUUUGAGAACAAGAGCAACAGUUUCCUGAAGUCCAUGGAGUUCAACGUUCUGGACUCCCUCAACUCAAAACUGCAGCGGCCGGCUGGAGCUGGACCUCAUGAUGGGCUCGUCGUUCCUUUCCAGCUGCCACCAGGGGUGUCAAAUGAGGCCCGCUUCGUGUUCUCAGUGCAGAGCAUUGUCAUGCCUCAGAAACUGAAGGGAACCCUCACCUUCAUAGUAAAGUCAGAAGAUUCUUCAACCCAUGAGAAACUGGACUUCAAACUGCACUUUACCUGCACAUCAUACCUAAUCACAACUCCAUGCUACAGUGAUGCGUACGCCAAGCUGUUGGAGUCCGGGGACUUAAAGAGCAGCUCUCUGAAGCUGGAGGGAGUCAACAUGCCUUUCCACCACCUGUUGGCUAGAAUCUGCUUCCAUCACCAUUUCUCUGUUGUGGAGAGGAUCGACUCCUGUGCCUCCAUGUAUAGCAGGUCAAUCCAGGGUCACCAUGUCUGUUUGCUGGUCAAAACCGCUGACCAGACCGUCUCCAUUGACGCUAAAUGUGAUGAACCGUCACUGCUGGGGAAUGUGCUGGACGAGAUAAAGCAGACCUUCUCGCAAUGCUGAUUGUGUCUGAGAGACCAACAGUGCCCUUGACUUCCCUCUCCAUUGCCCUCUUGCUGAAUCUGACACUCAGAAUCAUAUCACAAACACUGAGGCUGGUUUCCCCUCGUCUCUGCCUACCUUAUAUUUAUUGGAACUCUUGAUUCGAUUUAUCUUUCUCUUUUAUUCCUCUCCCUUUUUUUUUUUCUUUCUUUCCCUAGUCUUCCUUGUAUGUCAGCCUCAGUCUGGUGUUCGAUCUCACUAAGCUUGCCACCCCAUUCUGCUCUCUCAUUGUCUUAAUAGUCUAACUCUCAGUUUAUUAACUGGAUUUAUUUGUUGUUUAAUGUUGGUUGAUAAGGUUUUUUUUUUUGUUUUUUUUUUUGUUUUUUUUUUUGUUUUUUUUGUAUUGUGUUGCAUUCUUUCAUUUCAGUGUUCUUUCUGCGUCUUUGUUUAAUCUUCGAAUUAAACUAAAGUUUAGUGUCUUCCUCUUUAGUCUCUGUUUGUGUGUGUGUGUGUGUGUGUGUGCGUUUUAUUCUUUUCUCUCUCUGUUAAUCCUUUUUCUGAAAGCAGAAACUUGAUUUUUUUUUUUAGUUUUAUGCCCGAAGCCCCGCCCACCUUUUCUUCUAGCUACCAACCUAAAUUUUAGUUCAGCACCAUCACUGUCCCACCCGAGUGACUGUAAUACACAAGGCUUGAAAGCAUGGUUCCAAAAGUGUAACCUAGUGUCCUUUUUGAUUGAAAAUAUGGUUAGUUCUAGGACCAUGUUUCAAUUCCAGUUCACUUGGACUUGUUACCAACAUAACUAAUGAUCCAGUGUGUGUGGGGAGUUUUUUUUUUUUUUAUUUUUAUUAUUUUUUUUUUAAAUAAUGGAUAACUGAUACAGAUGUCUAUUCUCCUGUCUGACAGAAUAAAUCAAACACAACACUGUUAUGCUUAUGUUAGAGUUUUCCACAUUAUUGUAAAGCAUGCAGCUUUACAAGUUUAUUACACACUAAAUGACACUGUGGAGGUUUGCAAUUAAUGAACAGUAUAACUGUCACAUGGGAGAAUUAUUUACUACAGUCAUUACUCCUGCUUGCUGCUUGCUUAAGAUCAUAACAAGAAACCAGAUAAAUGUCUCUCUUAGAAGGCUCCACAUACAUAAUGAAGGAUUUUGAACUCUAACAAUAAGUGACCAAACCAAAAGUAUCAGAUGAAAUAAUUUCUUCAGUCAGUAUUGUACUUAGUGGUUACUUGUAUCUCUCUCUCUCUCUCUCUCUCUCUCUCUCACUAUGGUAAGCUGCAUAUUAUUCUGAAAUAUGCCCUCCACCUCACCUCUGUCUGCAUCACUUUUACUUCCUGUAAACUGGACGAAGGCCAGACUUGUACCCGUGUUCUCCUGCUCCUUUGUUCACUUGGCAGUUGUGCUGAAUUGCAUCUUUUCCAAUAUUUUUCCCUCCCAUAUACCUUUUCCCAUUGUAUUGUACUGCCUAGUCAAGGAACUUGCUCAAAUGUAAUUCAUAGUUUUGUUAACCUGGUGCAGCACUCUGUAGCACACGAUUGUAACAUCCAGCUGAAACAGGAGGCUGCUCUUCCCAAAGCCCUAAAAUUAAGAUUUGUUGCACAGUUCUGUUUGAUUGAAGAGCUCUAUUUAGCAUUAAUGACUGACUAGCCAGUGGUUUAAGGCUAAAAGCUUCUAGGUUGAAGGCAAAUGCUGGCCAAUAAGAUACAGGCCGUGUUUAUAUAAAUGACCAACCAAUAAGGCAUGUCCCCGCCCCAAAGUGUGCAUAUUUCCAUAAUCAUGAGCAUGUGUACGUAACUUUGGGUGGCUACGUCUGGAUGGAAAGUGUAAUCUAUACGAACACAGGCUACAUACAUAGAAGCAACUGUAAUUCUUUAUUUUUCAAAUUAAACUUGCAUGAGUAGAAAUUGAUCAUUUUUGUUCUUUUUGUUUAAUGACAUGCAUACAAGCCAUCCCUAGCAUUCCUUUUUUUUGUUGCAGUUCCUAGUUUUCUUUUAUAUAUAAAUAUAUACAGUAUAUUAAGUGUAAGUUGGCUUCAUCAUACUACACUUCGGAUUGUACAACGUAUUUUUAUCUGUUAAGAGAACAUACAAUUUAGAAAAAAAAAUCUUGGAAUGGUUUUAAAUCUUAAGUUUUGUGUUAAAUUAUCUCUUAUUAGAAGGCCAGGUUUUGUUGAUGUUAAAGACAUUGAGGUAGGGUGUAACCAGCUCAUAAAAGCAGCUCACGUCCUGACACCACACCCCAUCCCCAACACCAUCUUCCCUGAUCAACUGUAGCGAAAAUCUUGCUGGAUUUUGCUUGCAUCACUCAAUGUACUCUCAGUGCUCUUCAUUUGAAGGUACUGCCUCCUUCAACUAUGUCUUUUCUGACUGUAUGAUGUAAUAUAAUGUUUCAAGAAUAAAUGAGAAUGACCAGUAAUUUGCUAUUUACAUUCCCUUUAACUGAGAGGUUUACCCAGCAGAGUUAUGAUAGACGUAGGCUGCUGUAGUUUUCUUUUGCUGUGUGACGGUGGUGUACCAAUAAAUUCCCACUUCUGAA